AUGAGCUCUGAACCUAAGGCGCUUCAGAAGAUCCAGCCUGCGUCAUCGCCUUUUAACAAACCUUCCGCGGAUGUCAUACUUCGCACCUCUGACGAGGUCGACUUCCACGCACAUAAAAUUGUUCUCUCGUUGGCGUCCUCAUUCUUCGAAACCAUGUUCUCCAUCCCGCAGCCUGCAAGUAGCGACCCCACAGAGCGCCCCGUCGUCAAGAUGGUGGAAGACAGCAAGACGCUCGACUGCCUGCUGCGGUACUGUUAUCCUGUGCAAGACCCUUUCGCCCCAAGUCUUGAGCUAUUGGACAGUGUCCUCGAAUCAGCAAAGAAGUAUGAUUUCACGGAAACCAUCGAUUUAGUCACUGGAAAGCUAUGCGGCUUUCUUUUCACGAAUGCCCUCUCCCUCUUCGCUAUUGGCUGUCGUCAUCGCAAUGAAGAUUUGGCUAUACGUGCUGCUGCAGCGUGGAGGACUACGAAAAGCCCUAAAAAGGGUUCAGGUCUCUUCGGCGGAAGCGUCGACUUCCACGCACAUAAAAUUGUUCUCUCGUUGGCGUCCUCAUUCUUCGAAACCAUGUUCUCCAUCCCGCAGCCUGCAAGUAGCGACCCCACAGAGCGCCCCGUCGUCAAGAUGGUGGAAGACAGCAAGACGCUCGACUGCCUGCUGCGGUACUGUUAUCCUGUGCAAGACCCUUUCGCCCCAAGUCUUGAGCUAUUGGACAGUGUCCUCGAAUCAGCAAAGAAGUAUGAUUUCACGGAAACCAUCGAUUUAGUCACUGGAAAGCUAUGCGGCUUUCUUUUCACGAAUGCCCUCUCCCUCUUCGCUAUUGGCUGUCGUCAUCGCAAUGAAGAUUUGGCUAUACGUGCUGCUGCAGCGUGGAGGACUACGAAAAGCCCUAAAAAGGGUUCAGGUCUCUUCGGCGGAAGCGUAACGAUUGAUGAUGAAGCUCUGUUGGCUAAUUGGCGCACAUCUUGGCAAUCCGCGAAGUUCAGCCACACGCUCAUCUCGCAGAGCUAUACUUCCAUCAUGAAAGGGCGAAUAUCUGCCGCCUCUUUCUUCCGACUGCUGAAAUACCUUAGAGACGGUCACAGCACGACCUUUUCGCACCCAACUCCUGGGCCCGCCAGCAACGCAACCCCUCCAGUUCCCACUUCUGUGGACGAGAUCGAGCAGCUUGCGAAGGACCAUCCUUUCGAUCGACCCGAUGCCGACUUGAUCCUACAAUCUCAUGAUGGGGUCAGCUUUCGAGUGCAUCGUGCUCUACUUGAGAUGAACAUGGACCCCGGAGUAUCCAACCGGACUCUCGAUUCGGCAUUUGAGGGUUCUGUAGAAAGCGCCAAGGACAGCAGUGGUCUCCCUGUCAUUAAAGUGAAGGACGACAGUCGUACCCUUGGACUUCUCCUACGUCUGAGCUACCCUCCCCGCCAGAGGGAUACGAUUCCCGAUUGGAAUCUCGACAAGCUCGGGAGCGAGACGUCGCUGCGCGUUUACGAAGCUGCGCAGCGAUACGGCUUCUCCUCUAUCCCCCGCGCGUACUGGACCCGCAUGAACCAGCUUCUUUCAGACGAACCGCUACGAGUUUACUGCAUCGCCGUUGCCCUUGGGUGUGCGAAUGAGGCCCAGCUUGCUGCACGCCAACUUGCGUUCUCAAACCUCCGCGACAUGUACUGCACGGAGAUGGAGUCGCUGCCAGUCGCAAACUACUAUCGUCUUCUCGAGUUUCAUCAUAGCUGCCAGGCAACAAUUCGUUCAGUCUGGAAGAAACAUUUUUCUCCAAAUGACACCGAAUCUCAUGCAAAGAUCUUUGGACUCGGGUCGAUGAAAACCGUUCCUUCGUCUCCGUCUGGACAGCCUGCUUCUAACUCCUCGAAUGCUGCAAUAUUUCCGGUGGGGAAUUUUGGUUCAGCGGACCCUCCUAUAUCGCAUGAAACGAACCCAUCGGCGAUGUCAUUUGAGUGGCUGGACGCGCCUGGGGUCAACUCCGUUCAUCAUGGAAUUUGGACAGCACUUCUGGAGCGCGAGGUCACGACAGCUACCAAGACUAGAGCAAGCAACCUGGGUGGGCACAACAUUGGUUGGAAGGCGAUAGCGCAGACGAAGGAGAAGGUGGAAAGUGCUAUACAACAGGCACUGCAGUCUCUUAUUUUUGAAGCAUAA
Molecule: messenger RNA, 2148 nt
Organism: Phanerochaete carnosa HHB-10118-sp
Lineage: Eukaryota; Fungi; Basidiomycota; Agaricomycetes; Polyporales; Phanerochaetaceae
Exons: 3
Coding region: 1-2148 (715 amino acids)
Molecular function (GO): protein binding
Source: RefSeq, a predicted model, not a curated record